Candidozyma duobushaemuli is the source of this 747-nucleotide messenger RNA. RefSeq names its product cleavage polyadenylation factor subunit. Lineage: Eukaryota; Fungi; Ascomycota; Pichiomycetes; Serinales; Metschnikowiaceae. The transcript has a single exon. Gene Ontology annotation, cellular component: mRNA cleavage and polyadenylation specificity factor complex. Gene Ontology annotation, molecular function: RNA binding. The record is from RefSeq and is a predicted model, not a curated record. The coding region runs from base 1 to 747 and encodes 248 amino acids.
AUGGCCAAUUCUGAAGACGAAGACGCCUAUCUAUAUGGCUCUGAGGACGAGCAACCGUCUGCCAAGAGACAAAAAACAACAGAGCCAGAGAAAGAGGUACCAAAGCCAGAAGAACCAAAGCCGCAAGAACUGGAGGAAGAUGAAGAUGAAGAUGAAUCUUCAGACGACGAUAUCGAGUUUGUGAUUGGUGACCUGGCGCCCAAAAUCAGCACAACCACGACUUCAUCUUCCACAGCCGCCCUCAACGACACCGUGGGCAGCACAGCAGAAACCAAAGAGGGAGAUUCAGCAAAAGGCAUUGAAGUCAGCAAAGACGAAGGUGCUUCCCUGGUGGACAUAAACAGCGUGGCAGAGCUAGACGGGAAGCCGCUAACGCAGGUGGAUCUAAACGAGCUCAAGGACAAGCCUUGGCGUAUCCCCGGUGCCGAUAUCCUGGACUACUUCAACUACGGAUUCGACGAGUUCACAUGGACGGCCUACUGCCACAAGCAAGACAAGCUACGGGGUGAAUUCAACCCUCAGAAGGUUAUGGCGAACAUGAUGGGCGGUUCCAAGGGUGGAAUGCCGAUGUUCCCAUUCCCAAUGCCCAAUAUGCCCAUGCCUCCUAAUAUGCCCAACAUGCCAAUGCCUCCGAACAUGGGCAACAUGCCGCCUAAUAUGCCCAGCGGGCAGAAACAGCAGGGUCCCAAGCAGGGCCAGAAGCGGGGUCGUGGGUUCAGGAACUCGCCCCAGCCGCCCAAGCGUUAA